UCUUGGAGUUGGCUAUAUCUGGGCUGGCAAAGCCAACACGUUCGGGAUGGGAGGAAUUUAAUGAACCUGGAUUGUUUGAGUGCAUAUUGUCUGGAGCUUAGGGACGCUUGACAUGUGCGACUUUGAACACUGACCAUUAAAAAAAAGAAAAAAAAGAAAGAAAAAAAAAAAAAAAGGAAAAAGCCGCACCAAGACCCAAAACCGGUUUUAAGCGGACUCCCCCUCCCCUUUCCUAGUCUGAGCGCUGUGUGCAUUUUCUGAGGGGCCUGGGAACCGUUUCUGCUUGAGUUUUUUGUUGUUGUUUUACAGUACUCACUUUUUUUAAAGUUUUUAAAGCGGUCCGUAUCAGUGCAUUGGUUAUGUCUUGUUGGUUGCCAGAUCUUUGUGGAAAGUUGCUUCUUUGUGUCACAGAUUACCUGUUGUGUUAUGGGUCUGGAUGAAUUUUUGCAUUAAUCUGGAUUCGAGGUGUCUACAUUUCUGCUGGAAUUUGGCAUCGGGUCGCAGUUGAUGUUGAUCGAAUCCAUGAUCUUCAUCAGCUCGAGCACGGCAGCUGUCCUCUCUGCGAAAUAAAGACUUGCAAUCAGACAGACUCGGACUGCAAGAUCCACUUUGGAGAUAAAGACAUUAAAAUGUCAACUAGAACACCACUACCUACUGUCAAUGAAAGAGAUACUGAAAACCACACAUCAAACACAGACGGGCGGAAUGAAGUGUCCCGUCCUGGACGAUCAGGGGUCCGCUGCCGGAACUCCAUCGCCUCCUGUGCUGAUGAGCAGCCACACAUUGGCAACUACCGGCUGCUCAAAACCAUCGGCAAGGGCAACUUUGCUAAGGUCAAAUUGGCAAGACAGAUUCUCACAGGACGAGAGGUGGCCAUAAAAAUAAUUGAUAAGACACAACUUAAUCCUACCAGCCUUCAAAAGCUCUUCAGGGAAGUAAGAAUAAUGAAGAUUCUAAAUCAUCCAAAUAUUGUAAAGCUCUUUGAGGUUAUAGAGACAGAGAAGACACUUUAUCUGGUGAUGGAGUACGCCAGUGGUGGGGAGGUGUUUGACUACCUCGUAGCACAUGGACGAAUGAAAGAGAAGGAGGCCAGAGCUAAAUUUAGACAGAUUGUAUCAGCUGUUCAGUAUUGUCAUCAAAAACACAUUGUCCACAGAGAUCUUAAGGCAGAAAACCUUCUGCUGGAUGCAGAUAUGAACAUCAAGAUUGCAGACUUUGGCUUCAGUAACGAAUUCACGAUCGGGAACAAACUAGAUACGUUUUGUGGAAGCCCACCGUAUGCGGCCCCCGAGCUUUUCCAAGGCAAGAAGUACGAUGGGCCAGAGGUGGACGUGUGGAGUUUGGGGGUCAUACUCUACACGCUGGUCAGUGGAUCUCUGCCCUUUGAUGGACAGAAUCUAAAGGAACUUCGAGAACGUGUACUGAGGGGCAAGUAUCGCAUUCCUUUCUACAUGUCCACUGACUGUGAGAACCUCUUAAAACGCUUUCUGGUGCUGAACCCUGUCAAGCGGGGCACACUCGAGCAAAUCAUGAAGGAUCGAUGGAUUAAUGCAGGCAGUGACGAGGAUGAGCUCAAACCUUUUGUGGAGCCAGAACUCGAUAUUUCAGACCAGAAGAGAAUUGAUAUCAUGGUGGGAAUGGGUUACUCCCGGGAAGAGAUCCAUGAAUCUCUAACCAGAAUGAAGUACGACGAAAUCACAGCUACCUACUUGCUGUUAGCCAGGAAGUCCACAGAGCUGGAGGUGAGUGAUUCCAGCUCCAGCAGUAACUUGUCUUUAGCCAAGGCUAGACCCAACAGUGAACACAAUAACGGCCAAUCACCAUCUCACCUUAAAGUCCAAAGGACCAUCUCUUCCAAUCAGAAACAGCGGCGUUAUAGUGACCAGGCUGGACCAGCCAUUCCCUCGGUCGGCCACCCCAAGAGAAGUCAAACCACUUCUACAGAGAGUGACCAUAAAGAAGAGGGAACUGCACAGGCACGAAAGUCCAGCUCAUCUGGAAGCCGUGGAAUAGCCCCUCCGAGCCCGAUGCUGGGCAACGCCAACAACCCGAACAAGGCUGACAUUCCUGACCGCAAAAAGAGCACCGGUGUCCCUGCGAGCAAUUCUGUGUCAAGCGGUAUGACCAGAAGAAACACGUAUGUUUGUAGUGAGAGGAACGCCACGGACCGCCAAGCCGUCAUCCAGAACGGCAAAGAGAACAGCCUGAGUGCAAUGUCUGGAAGUGUCAGCACAAGUUCGACGGCAAACGCUGCGGCUUUCGCCACCACAUCAGCCUCUGUUCGUCUACGCCACCAAAAAGCCACAUCCCUCUCGGCCUCAGGAUACACCUGCCGCCCCAGCCUGCCAUCCAACGAUGGUGCCGCUGACCUCUUCAGGCCCAAUACGAGCACGACUCCAUCGAGUCAGCGGAACCCUGGUGCCUCCACCCACAGCAUUAGUAGCGCAACUCCACCGGAUCGUCUGCGUUUCCCACGAGGCACACUUAGCCGCAGCACUUUCCAUGGAGGCCAGCUGAGGGAGCGACGCACAGCCACUUAUAACGGACCCCCUGCCUCUCCUACCUUGUCACACGAUGCCACGCCUCUCUCACAGUCCCGGAGCCGCGGAUCCACAAACCUCUUUACGAAACUUACAUCCAAGUUAACACGCAGAAACAUGUCAUUCAGGUUUACCAAAAGAAUGCCAGCAGAAUGUGAUAGAAAUGGGAGGUAUGAGGACUCAAGUCGUAAUGUAUCUGGGGAUCAGAAAGAGGAACAUAAAGACGCCAAACCCCGCUCGUUACGUUUCACAUGGAGCAUGAAGACCACCUCCUCCAUGGAGCCCACAGAAAUGAUGCGAGAGAUCCGCAAAGUCCUGGACGCCAACAACUGCGAUUACGAGCAACCUGAGCGCUUCCUGCUUCUAUGCGUCCAUGGCGAUGGCCACGCAGAGAGCUUGGUCCAAUGGGAGAUGGAAGUUUGCAAAUUGCCCCGCCUCUCGCUAAAUGGCGUACGCUUCAAGCGGAUAUCAGGAACGUCCAUUGCUUUCAAGAACAUUGCCUCUAAAAUUGCCAAUGAGCUAAAGCUGUAAAAAAAAAUACAAAAUAAAAUAAAGAUCUAUUGGCCGAAAAUGUGAAAAAGCAGCAAAAAGACUAAGGCACACAAGAACUAGAGUAAUCAAGUUGUACAUUAAUUUUCAACAAGUAGCAGAUAAAAGGAUUUUUUUUCCUCAACUCUUACAAAGUAUGUAUUGAAAAUAUUGUAAAGAAUCAUGCCUUAGGCAAUAAUUUCCUGCAUCUUUGAAGCAUUAUUAAUAUUAUUAUUGACAUUUUUGUUAUUGUUAGAUGGUUUCAAACUGUAGGAAAAGAAAUGAUGGUUUCAUUUAUUUUUUGUUUUGUUUAUGCACUACUGUAGUAGGUGCCUUAUGGGGCCAAAAAUUAACACCAGUGACUGAAAACUCUGAUUUUAACCAGACAGACAGAAGAGGAAUGGUUAAAUGCACAAAUUUUUCUCUUUAUUAUACUGCCCUUCUCGCAGUCCUCCUUGAAUGCCAAAACAAAAUGGCCACAAUGUUUUGAUUUAGAUAGGAAAUUUACUUGCACACAUUUUCCCCUUAAAGCACACUUCUUUUUUGCAUAUGUGCUUUUUCUCCAUCUCCUAUACUUCCAUUCCUCCAUUUUUUUUUUUUACCUUCACCCAAUCUUGUCAGGAAAUUAUAACCAGUGGUUUUCUAGUGCAACACAUGGCUAAUAAUGGACAGGAUCCCAUUAAUUGAAACACUGGUGCCAUGGAGCUUCAGCUCUGGAGCAAUUGUGAUUGGCCACGCACUUCAGGAAAACUCUUGGCUUCAGAUGGGCUAAUGCAAUGGAACGAUAUACACAAUAUAAAGAGAUAAAAAGACAGUGAGAUCAGAAAUCUUUUCCUUUCUGGUCUGUUUGAGUAUUUCGUUUAUUUCCUUUCAAAGUGUUUUUCAAACGUCUAAGAAGAUGAUGAAACCUUCUCAGAUGUUCUUGAAAUGUCUUUGCUUUGGUUCUGGCCCUACAGUCAGAACUUUGACUUGCCAUUUAUUGGCUUCAGUAUUCACUCCCAUCCUUUAGAACCAUUGGCACUGUUAUUAUUUUGUUUGGAUGUAUUUGAUUGUUUUUUGGAAUGUAAAUAAUGUACCUUAGUUUUGCAGAUGCAGCAUAUUGAUAUAUGUUUUUCUUUUCCAAUUCUGGCUGUGAGUCAGAAACUAUAGAAAUUAAUGUAACUCAUCACAGAAUAAGGUUAAUCAGUGUCUCCAUUAAAACAACUGAAAAUCAA
Molecule: messenger RNA, 4282 nt
Organism: Xyrauchen texanus (razorback sucker)
Lineage: Eukaryota; Metazoa; Chordata; Actinopteri; Cypriniformes; Catostomidae
Product: MAP/microtubule affinity-regulating kinase 3-like
Exons: 19
Coding region: 630-3071 (813 amino acids)
Biological process (GO): intracellular signal transduction; protein phosphorylation
Cellular component (GO): cytoplasm; plasma membrane
Molecular function (GO): protein serine/threonine kinase activity; ATP binding
Source: RefSeq, a predicted model, not a curated record